CUUCAGUGUCGCGCUGCGUUUCUGUUUCUGCGGCUUCGUGCGGAGACAUGCGGGAAUAAACACGCACACACACGCACACACACGCACACACACGCACGCACACGCACGCGCACGCACGCGCACGCAGCAGCAGAGGACACGUGACCCGGACCCGCGCGUUUGGCUCAGGAUGAUGUCACUGCUGAAGCUGAGGCCUGUGCUGACCUCACUGACCUCUGUGACCUCUGUGACCUCUGUGACCUCUGUGACCUCGCUGCUCUCAGUUUCCCAUCAUGCCUCGCUGCCGUCCCUGGCGUCUCGCGCGGCGAUGGCGACUCUGAACCAGAUGCACCGAGCGGGCAGACCCCAGCGCCCGCCGCCCGCGCCCGGCGCCACCUUCAGCCGCCCGCAGCUCAAAGCCGUCGUGCUCAAAACCAUGAUCCGAAAACCCAAGAAACCCAACUCUGCCAACAGGAAGUGCGCCCGCGUCCGCCUCUCCAACGGGAAGGAGGCGGUGGCCUUCAUCCCCGGGGAGGGACACAACCUGCAGGAGCACAACGUGGUCCUGGUCCAAGGAGGACGGACCCAGGACCUGCCCGGGGUCCGGCUCACUGUGGUCAGGGGCAAGUACGACUGCGCCCACGUCGUCAAGAAGAAGCACUGACACUGGGACGGGUUUGGGACACGGUCUGGACCCGGUUUAGACCCGGUCUGGACCAGUCUGGACCCGGUUUAGACCCGGUCUGGACCCGGUUUAGACCUGGGUUUGGACCCAGUUUGGACCCGGUUUUGGACCUGGUUUGGACCUGGUUUUGGACCUGGGUUGGACCUGGUUUUGGACCUGGGUUGGACCUGGUUUUGGACUUGGUUUGGACCUGGUUUUGGGUCUGCAGACACUGGUGGACUGCGGUGACUCUUCAGUAUAAAACUGUAAACGAGCGAAGGUCAGACUCUGACUCUGAUCUUCUGUUUUAUGUUUUACACGUUUGUGAAAUUGUCUGAAAUAUUCCCCAAAUAUAUUGAAAAAAAAAAACUUGAGUCUUUCUGAUUAUUUCUCCUGGUCUGGUCCAGACUCUGGUCCAGACUCUGGUCCAGACUCUGGUCCAGACCCUGAGGCGCCUGUGUCCUUUU
Molecule: messenger RNA, 1110 nt
Organism: Boleophthalmus pectinirostris (great blue-spotted mudskipper)
Lineage: Eukaryota; Metazoa; Chordata; Actinopteri; Gobiiformes; Gobiidae
Gene: mrps12
Product: mitochondrial ribosomal protein S12
Exons: 3
Coding region: 170-643 (157 amino acids)
Biological process (GO): translation
Cellular component (GO): ribosome; small ribosomal subunit
Molecular function (GO): structural constituent of ribosome
Source: RefSeq, a predicted model, not a curated record